Messenger RNA from Hydra vulgaris (swiftwater hydra), 3084 nucleotides. The record is from RefSeq and is a predicted model, not a curated record. Lineage: Eukaryota; Metazoa; Cnidaria; Hydrozoa; Anthoathecata; Hydridae.
UAGUAGGUAAAAGUUUUAAAUUAAUGUUUAUUCUUCAUGAGCAAUUUGUACUAUGUUCUUGAUCUUGGAGGAAGAGAUCAGGGUGAGUUGUGGAGUCGAAAACCAGUGCCAAAUAAAGGAAAUGGUUCUUUUCUCUUGAUAAAUCAAAUCAUCAAAAGUAAAGGUUUGUUGUCAAAAGAAAACCAUGUAAGAUUUCUACACACAUCCUUUGAUGUUACAGGAGAAAGAAUUGCAACUGCAGAUCAUCUUGGAAAUGUUUAUGUAUUUAACUUAGACAAGAAUUGGUUUACGUUAGUAUGUAAAACAGGAAUACCGCUCACAAAUAUUGUUUGGAAUGCCUCUAGAAUAAAUGAAGUACUUAUUGGUUUGUCUAAUUAUGAGCUCAGAUGCUACAAUGUAGUAACAAAAGCUUUGGUAAGCAUUAUGAAAGGCCACACAUCAACUAUUCAUUCAAUUUCAAUCCGUAGAUGUGGCAGAUAUGCGUUAUCAUCCUCCUUUGAUACUACUAUUUUAUGGGAUUUAAACACAUAUACAAAGAGCAGAACACUAAUUGGCGCCCAAGAAGUUGGCGUACAGCAGGUUUUUUUCCUCUCUAACAGUAACAAGAUAGUGACAUGUUUUAAAGAUGACAGUUUGUUUAUUUGGGAUUCAGAAACAAUGAAGUGUUUGCACCAACUGCGUUCUUCUGUUGGAGCAAAACUUGGAUUUAAAUGUUUAUCAGUUACAAACGACAGCAGGAUCUUAGUUGCAGGUGGUAGGUCGCGUUACAUUUAUAUAUGGAAUUUGGAUAGCUAUCAGUUAAUUCAAAUAAUUGAAUUGCCAGAAAAAAUAACAGAGGUUCAACAUUUAGAGUUUGUGCAUGAUAACCUCUCUGUCAAUCAAAUGCAAUUACUUGCAAUACUUGGUCAAGAUGGAGUUCUUCGGUUUAUUGAUACGCAUUUGUGUAAACUUGAAGCAGAUGUUGGUUCAGCGGAAGAGAAAAUACAUAGUUUUACGCUUAGUAAAAAUGGUCGUUAUGUUGCAGCAAUACUAGAAAAUGGAAGCAUUCUUUUUUACAACAUAUCUAUUAUAUUAAAUCAUCUUCAUAAGGAUACACAACCUGUUAUACGCAAAGUGCAGCUGAAAAAAGAAAAUAAUACAUCACAAGAAAAAAAGAAAACAAGUGCUUUGAGUGGUCAUUCAAAUACUCAUGCUUCUAUGGCAACAGAAGAUAGCUUAUAUAGAGAGUUACCAAAGGGUUUAGACAUGAAAAAGUUAAGGAAAAUUUUAAAAGGUUUUGGUGAAUAUCCUGCUAAGUACAGAUUGUUUAUCUGGAAGACUAUUCUUCGUUUGCCAGAAAACCAUAUUGCAUUUGAUAUGUUAGCUAAAAAAGGAAUACACUCAUCUUUCGUUAAUAUUGGUGAGAAUUUUCCAAUUAAAAGUCAGAAGCUAUUAAGAAUGUUGCAAAAAGUCUUAUCAGCACUAGCAUACUGGUCACCAAUAUUUGGUGAAACAGAGUAUCUUCCUAUGAUGAUUUUUCCGAUCAUUAAAUUGUUUCCUAACAAUCAGCUGGUUUGCUUUGAAGUUGCAGCAACACUUCUAUUAACAUGGUGCCAAAAAUGGUUUGAAUUUUUUCCUAAUCCACCGCUGACCAUUCUAAACAUUGUUGAGACAAUGCUUGGUUAUCAUGAUCCAUCUUUACUCAAUCAUUUUAUUAAGCUUGAUGUUUCUACGCAACUUUAUGCAUGGCCAAUGCUAUACACACUCUUCUCAGAAAUAAUGACAAAAGAUGAAUGGCUUGUAGUUUGGGAUAACUUGUUUUCCAAUCAUCCUGCUUUUAUGUUAUAUUUUGCAGUGGCAUAUCUUAUUCAAUCAAGACAGUCUUUGUUUUCAACAAAAUUGAAAGAAGAUGUUGAAUUUUAUUUUCAUCAUCAUAAUGCUGUUGACAUUACCUUAGUAAUCAAAGAAACUUACCGAUUAUCAACCUCUACACCAGACCACCUUGAUCCCAAAAAAAUGCUUCAGGAUUUUAUUCCUUUAACUGAUGGACAAUACCCAAUAUUUGAUUGCUAUCCUUCAUUUGUUGUAGAUUAUCUUGUUGAAGAAAGAGAAAGAAUUAGAGAUGAAGAACUUGAAUAUCUAAGACAAAAGCAGCUGACUUUUGAGUUCAAAAAACAAAAAGAGCUGACAAACAAAGAAGAGGUAGCAUUUUAUCGAGAGCAAGACCAACUAUUAAAGGCUGAACAACAAAGACGAGAACUGAUCAUUAAAGAAGAAAAUAAAUUGGCAGAAAAGCGUAAAAAAUUGUUUGCUGUUAGAAGAGAGUUAGCUCUCCGCGAGUUAGAAUCACAUGAUAUUGUUCGUAGAAAGUUUCUGCAAUAUCAACGCAAUUUGAAAAACAUUGAAGUUCAAAGACUUGAUGAUGAACUAAAAAGGAAGAUUAUUCAAGGUCAACAAGAAUAUGAUGCUGUGUUAGAAACUGUAGAAAUUAAAGGACUGGAAAUUGAAGCUCAAAAAAGAAAAUUUCAACAGGAGUUGAUUAGAGAUAAAGUUAAUUCAUCUUUUCAAGCGAGAAAUAAGCAAUCUAUUAUACGCCAGCAUAAUGGCAAUGAGGAAAAUAAGUUUCGUCACGUAGUUGAACAAGCCUUAGAAAUAGAUGGAGAAACAAUCAAGGAAUUGCAAAAAGAAUUAGCAGCAAUUCAACUGAAAAGUCAAAACAUGCAAGUGAUGAAAGCUGCUGAAUUAAGAAACUCUAUUAUUAAUAAGAGUUUUGAUUUGAGAUCUAAAAAGCUUGAAGAACUGGAUUUUCAAAAUCAGCUUAAAUUAUUAGAAAUGGAAUCAGCAAUUAAAAACCAAAUCCAAAAAGAGGAAGAUGCUUUACUUGUAGAAGAUGUGUUACGUAAUGAUUAUACAGCAACACAAGUUCCAAUUGACUUGUUUAAAAGUAGCGAAAGUAGAGGACCAUUUGGAUCACAACAGAUGGACUUUCUGUCAAAUAUUAAAGACUUGCGUUUAAAAAUGGCUCACCGCAAAACGGGAUCUUAAAGCGUCAAAAGUUGUUGUAUAUAUAUAUAUUUUUUUUUGGAAUGUUAUUGUGUUUUUUAA